AGCAAGUCAAGUGUUAUUUAUGUGAUGUGUCAAUCAAGCGUUUGAUAAACCAGAGUUAGUUAGUAAACCAGUAUAUUAAAAUAAUUUUCAAACGGUUUUUAUGAAAAGCUAAUAUACUGGAUAUGUUUCAAGAUCGUUAGCUUUCGUAUGAAAAUAAACUUAUGUUGAUCAAUGUUUUAAUCAUUGAUGUUUUAACUUAACGAUGUUUCAACAAACCAUGUACCGGCAACUAGGCAUUAUCCAAAUGUGUUUAUGGAUAAGUAUUGUCUAUUUUACCCGUGGAGAAGUGGAGAUUCUCAAACAAUGUAAUUGUAAAGUUGACUUACAGAGGCUAACUGUAGAUUGCUCGGAAUUAGGACUUACAAAUGUAUCUGAUAUAUUCAGAUGUGUUCCUAACAAAACUAUAGAACUUAAUUUAUCCAAUAAUAAUAUAGGAGAAAUUUCACCUGGAACAUUUGCAAGAUUUUCAACUUUACAAACACUGAGGCUUAGUCGUAAUAAAAUCAAAUUCUUAGAAAGUGGAGUUUUCAACGGUCUAAUGCAACUAAAACUAUUAACAUUGGAUCAUAACUAUUUAAACAAGAAUGGUUCGUACGCAGACGAUUUGUUUAAACCAUUAAGAAGACUCCUUCAAUUGUAUCUACAAGGAAAUUGUGUAUAUACAAGUGUUUGUUAUUAUCCGGAUAUUGCUUUGUCGUCUGCAACUUCUCUGAGAUAUCUGCAUUUAGACGGUUUACCUAAUAAAGAAUUUAGCGAAGGAUUUGCUAAGCUAUCAAAUCUAAAGGCCUUGUAUUUGGAUGGUGAAAAUGGAUAUUGCGAUAUGCCUUUUUUAACGGAAAAUACCUUCAAACAAUUCAAACAAACUCCUUUAUCCCAUUUACAUCUUGAAGGAUGUGACGUCAUAAAAGUAGCUCCAAAUGUAUUCCGAAGUUUGGUAAAUCUUACAACAUUAGUAAUAACGGAUAAUCGACAUCUUUGUUCAGAUGGCAUUGAAAACGCUACCAUUGGGCUAAAUGAAACAAAUAUAGAAAUGAUACGAUUCAACUUUUGGUGUAGAAAUUCUCCGGCUUAUAUAAGUUUGACAAAAAAUAUGCUGAAAGGGCUUACAAACACUUCACUUAAAACAAUGGACCUCUGUUGGAAUAGAAUUAUUUACAUAGAUCCUAAAUGUGUUGAAAAUCUUCCCGUUACUCUCAGAUAUAUAUCUCUAAAGGAAAAUAAAAUUGAUUCGGGAAAAUUUCUGGACCACUUCCGGAGAUUAGAAAGUCUAGAAACGCUGGAUAUAAGUUAUCAAUAUAGCAACACUAUUGACGACUCUGUUACAAAUAAAGACAACAACACAAAUGAACAGAUAAGCAAUAUGCUAAAUCAUUUGAAUGGUCAUAAUAAAAAAGACGACAAAAUUGAUCUACCAAGAAAUUUGACGACAAUGUACAUGAACAACAUCAAAUUAGGAAUCCCUGUGCCAUCUUUGACAUUUGGACCAAAUAAAUUAAGAUAUUUAGAUUCUUCAAGCUGUUUAUUAAAAGCUUUCCUUGGACCUUGGCGUGGAUUAACAGAACUUCAAUUUUUCAACUUGUCAAACAACAGAUUCACGUACUUCAGUCCACGUGCUCUUGUCGACAUGGGGAACCUUAGAACACUUCUGUUACAAAACAAUCAGAUUGGCCCUUCUCUAAACAGAGACAAUGAUUGCCAAACUUUUUCGAGUCAGGAAAAACUAGAAGAAUUAGAUCUAAGUAACAAUGCAAUAAAAGAACUUCCUUACAAUAUAUUUCAUAAUUUGACAAAUUUAAAAACUCUGAAUUUAGCUAACAAUUCGAUAAGAAACGUAAACUUCUUGUUACGGCGUAUGGCACAUCUUCAAAAGCUAGAUUUGUUUAAUAAUGUAAUAGAAUAUAUAUCUAGAGAAAAUAGGGAUGCGCUUGACUACAUAGCAUCGAAAAGAGAAGUAGAACUUGUUUUAACCGGAAACCUUCUAUUGUGUGACUGUAACAAUCAAGAUCUUAUCAAUUGGCUUGCCAACACAAAAGUUAAUAUCGUUCAAAAAGACGAACUUCAUUGCUUAUAUAUCAAUAAAACUGUGAUAAGUUUAUCGGCACUUGACAUUUUACCAGAACAACUGAUGUAUGAAUGCACGUCAUGGAUAGUGCUGACGUCAUGUGUGGUCGGUUUUGUCGGAUUAUUACUUGUGUUUUCAGUUAUAGCAUUACUUUAUUACAAGCGUUGGCAAAUACGUUAUCUGUGGUAUAUAGGGAGAGUCAAAAUAGACCCAUAUCACCAUCCGGAUGAUCAAGAACAACCUCUGCUUCAAAUAGACGCUUACAUUUCAUACGAACAGCAUUUUGACAUCACCAAUGGCGUCACAUUGCAUAGAACAAUUACAGAACACGUAUACCCAUUUUUUGAAAACCGAGGGUACAAAUUAAUCAUUCGCGAGGAAUUUGAUGGCAAUGAAAAAUUAUACAGUGUCAUACCCAAAACUAUUCGUAAAAGUCGUAAAGUCAUAGCACUGUUGACGCCAUCUUACUGUAAUGACUAUUGGAACACCUUUGAGUUUAAUUUAGCUGCAUAUCAGGGCAUAUACUCAAAACGGAAUAUCAUUUUGCCUGUUAUAAUAGGUGAUAUUUCUAAUAUAGAUAUGACAUCAGAGAUUCGUUCAUUUAUACGGACAAAGAUUAAAUCAAAGGAGGUUUUGUGGUACCCGUUGCCUUGUAAUUUUUAUCGUAACAUAAAUUCAUUUAAUGAGCAACUUGAAGACUGGCUCCGACGAUAGUAUUCUGCGUUUAACAUAAACAAACUAUUAUUAACUGUUUUAUAAUACUGCACGCUUGUAAAGUCUCUUUGCAUUUGAUAAUCGUAUGGUUUUUAUAAACUAUAUACACGUACCGUACACGACUGUUGUCAAUUCAUGAAAUUAUGUUCCUUUUUCUAUAAUGAACGUUUGUAUUAUAAAUUCGAUAUAUACAUUCUUCACAGGCAAUAAAUGAAGUGCUGUUUGCUACAUAGCUUUCGCUUAGCAACUCAAGGUAUAAAUCAAUAUAACCGUUUAUAUAUGGCCAUAUAACCUGUUAAAAUCUUUAUAAGCCACUGAAGGGAUAACCGAGGAGAAUAUAUACUGACUUCUCUCACAAUAAAUCAACACUCGCUUUUAAAGAUCUAGUACUAAAAAAAUUCUCAUUUCAGCAUUGCUGUUUUAAAAAAUAUUCGAAAAAAAAAAAAAAAAAAACAGCUGUAAAAAUCGUUUUCAUAUUGUACAAUUAGCUACAUGAUGAAAAUUAAAAUGCCAACCAACACCACUUCAUAGUGUAACUGUUGAUAAUGUUGAUAUUGUUAUGUUUUUAAUUAUUGUGAUUUUAUCUAUAUGUACUAUAAUUAAUGUCAGCAAGACAAAUGAAAAUAUCUUAGCUUUACAUUAAAGAAUAUAUGAAUUUUCGUUUGCAUGUACAAAACAAGAGGGCCAUGAUGGCCCUGAAGUCGCUCACCUGUAUAUAGGCCCCCGUAGCGGGGCCAGUUUAAACCCCAGGGCUUUUAUUUGAACAAACUUGGUAGACACCCAUUAGAAGAUGUUUCAUGCUAAAUAUCUAAGGUCUAGCUGGCCAAGUCUUUUCUUUACACAUAUAGUUAAAAACAAUGACACACCUGGGGCAGGGCCAGUUUGGACCCCAGGGCUUUUAUUUGAACAAUCUUUGUAGACACUUUAAUUACUAGAAAAUGUUUCAUGCUUAAUAUCUGAACUCUAGCUAUUCGGAUUUUUCGUAGAAGAUUUUUAAGUUUUUGCUAUACUCAUAUAAG
Molecule: messenger RNA, 3795 nt
Organism: Ruditapes philippinarum (Manila clam)
Lineage: Eukaryota; Metazoa; Mollusca; Bivalvia; Venerida; Veneridae
Product: toll-like receptor 4
Exons: 2
Coding region: 203-2776 (857 amino acids)
Biological process (GO): signal transduction
Molecular function (GO): protein binding
Source: RefSeq, a predicted model, not a curated record